Messenger RNA from Trypanosoma grayi, 1211 nucleotides. RefSeq lists its product as hypothetical. The transcript has a single exon. NCBI's taxonomy places the organism in Eukaryota, Euglenozoa, Kinetoplastea, Trypanosomatida, Trypanosomatidae. The annotation marks the transcript as partial. The record is from RefSeq and is a predicted model, not a curated record.
AUCUAUUCAAGCAAUCGAUGAGCAUGAGGCACAUGACAGGGAAAUCGCAAUGGACACAUCUACGGUGUUGCAAGAUACCAAAGAGCAUUGACAACUCCAGUCUCGGCGGUAUGGGCCUCUCUGAACCUGUUUCAAUCCUGCGUCGAGGCAGAAGGAAGACUAGACUUCUGGCAUCUAUGGGGCUGCAGUUGAGAGACAUCCAGGUGCUGCUUCUGGUACUGAUGGUUGUGGCUGCACCGUUUCUUCGUUGCGCUGCUGCGGCUGGUGGCAUGGUCCCCCGAACGAGAAUGGCCACGCCUGCAGCCGAUGAGGAUCCUCUGGUGCCACUCUUCCGCUGCUUUCCCACUAUUGUACUCGGUGGUCUGCGCACAACGUACAGCUGCGAGGCUGGCAAUCUCCUUCCCUUCUCUGACUCUCGACUCGUAUUCUCGUUCUUUACCCCCGCCCGUUACCAUGAGGACUGGAUAACAUAUGUGAAUCCGGGAAUAGUUAUGAGUUUACUUGAAUUUACUCCUGGAGAUUGGGUGCUUCCAGGACGUUGGGAUUCUGCCAUUUCAAUACCUUCUGGGGGUGGAUUCUCUUACGUUACUGUGACGACCACUGUGAACAUGGACUUCAUGAUGCUUAAUGAAACCGAAGCAAAUUUCAGUGCACCCUCUCCGUAUUACGGCAUGGGUGUGUCGUUGGCACUCAAUCUCCCUGGCAACACCACGGCUUCCGACUACAUGCUGGUCCGCUCUUCCAAUGACUGCCGGUACACAACUACAAGCUGCACCGACUCUGUUGGGUGCUACAGAAUGCCGCCACCCGGACAUCUUCCCCCUCCGGGCGAAUACUGGCUCUGUGUGACGUCAAAUGGCUGGAAUGACAAAUACCUUCCGUGGGGUGCAGAAUCCCUUGAGACGAAGAUGUUGUUGGUCACACCGCUGUACUUGACAGCUGGUAGGGACAAAAAUGUCGUGGUGCAGGACCCGGAAUCUGUGGCCAGUGUGCCGGGGCGUGUGUUCCUGGUGCGGUGCCCUGGCAACGUCUGCCCCCUUGUGACUGCUCACAGUGGGGAAAAGGUGGUGCGCCUUGAUGCGUGUGUGAACCCCUCCGUCUCGUCGCGGGUGUACCUGUCCGAUCUCCGUGUGCUGUCUGCAGAAGCUGGCGUGUACGCUGUGUGUGUCGAUGAUGAUGGAGAGUACACUGCUCCCGCUGCGCUGCCGGUG